CACACACAGCAGGCAGCAGCUCGAUCGCUAGCUCCUCCGAACCGGAAAGCCAAGCCCGCUUUGGCGAUCGUGCUUGCUUGCUUGGUUCCUUCAAUUCCUGCCGGAGCCAGCGAGAGCUAGCUGCUGCUGUCGCGUGGUAGACGUCGUCUUGCCAGCGAGAGCCUAGCUCGAUCGGUCUCUCUGGUACAACGUAGGGAGAAAGAUCGAGGGGGAGAGGACGACGACGAUGGCCGGCGCGACCGUGACCGUGGAGGAGGUGAGGAAGGCCCAGCGCGCCACCGGCCCCGCCACCGUGCUGGCGAUCGGCACCGCCACGCCCGCCAACUGCGUGUACCAGGCCGACUACCCGGACUACUACUUCCGGAUCACCAAGAGCGAGCACCUCACCGACCUCAAGGAGAAAUUCAAGAGGAUGUGCGACAAGUCGAUGAUCCGGAAGCGUUACAUGCACCUGACGGAGGAGUUCCUGGCGGAGAACCCGAGCAUGUGCGCGUACAUGGCGCCGUCGCUGGACGCGCGGCAGGACGUGGUGGUGGUGGAGGUGCCGAAGCUGGGGAAGGCGGCGGCGCAGAAGGCGAUCAAGGAGUGGGGGCAGCCAAAGUCGCGGAUCACGCACCUGGUGUUCUGCACCACGUCCGGGGUGGACAUGCCGGGCGCCGACUACCAGCUGACCAAGGCGCUGGGCCUGCGCCCCUCCGUGAACCGCCUCAUGAUGUACCAGCAGGGGUGCUUCGCGGGCGGCACGGUGCUGCGCGUGGCCAAGGACCUCGCGGAGAACAACCGCGGCGCGCGGGUGCUGGUGGUGUGCUCCGAGAUCACGGCCGUCACGUUCCGCGGCCCCUCCGAGUCGCACCUCGACUCGCUCGUGGGCCAGGCGCUGUUCGGCGACGGCGCGGCGGCCGUGGUCGUGGGCGCCGACCCGGACGACCGCGUCGAGCGCCCGCUCUUCCAGCUCGUCUCCGCCGCCCAGACCAUCCUGCCCGACUCGGAGGGCGCCAUCGACGGCCACCUCCGCGAGGUGGGGCUCACCUUCCACCUGCUCAAGGACGUGCCUGGCCUCAUCUCCAAGAACAUCGGCCGCGCGCUGGACGACGCGUUCAAGCCGCUCGGCAUCUCCGACUGGAACUCCAUCUUCUGGGUGGCGCACCCCGGCGGGCCCGCCAUCCUCGACCAGGUGGAGGCCAAGGUCGGGCUGGACAAGGCCAGGAUGCGCGCCACCCGCCACGUCCUCUCCGAGUACGGCAACAUGUCCAGCGCCUGCGUCCUCUUCAUCCUCGACGAGAUGCGCAAGCGCUCCGCCGAGGACGGACAGGCCACCACGGGCGAGGGCCUCGACUGGGGCGUCCUCUUCGGCUUCGGCCCGGGACUCACCGUCGAGACCGUCGUGCUCCACAGCGUCCCCAUCACCACCGGAGCGGCCACCGCCUGAUUCAUCGAUUCAUCAACGAUCAAAUUCCUCCCCUCUCCGAUCCAAUUCGUCGUCGUCUCGUUCGUCAUUAUUUUACGUCGUCCGUCCGCAAAUAAUGUGCUCUCUGCUAUAAUUGUCGUGUGUAGUAGUAAGUAGCUGUUACUAUUUUUCCAUGUACUGUCAGUCGCACAAUCAUCAUAUAUAAUUAAUAUCUCUAUAUAUGCAUUUCAUGCAAGACCAGGGUAGAGCUAGCUUGAGGAGAAGACCCUUAUCGUUGUCACUUUAGCAUGCAUGGGGUGGUGAGGUAUUGGGUAUACCUGUGUAAGACAAGCUUGGCUGGUUUAAUUAUAUAUUUUUUUU
Molecule: messenger RNA, 1768 nt
Organism: Zea mays
Lineage: Eukaryota; Viridiplantae; Streptophyta; Magnoliopsida; Poales; Poaceae
Product: chalcone synthase
Exons: 2
Coding region: 227-1429 (400 amino acids)
Biological process (GO): polyketide biosynthetic process
Molecular function (GO): acyltransferase activity, transferring groups other than amino-acyl groups
Source: RefSeq, marked provisional